CCGAAAACCCUUCUCCCUAGCAUCGACAUUUGAUUCAAAAUCCCAAGCUGUCUGGAUUCAAUUGAGAUCCAACUUCCGAUUUCAUAGUCCAAUUUCUUUGUUGUUGAACCAUUUCCUGCUGGGUACCUUGAAUCGAAGCUCUCAUGGCAUCGAAGAAGAAAGAAUCCGAAGGGAUAGCUUUACUCUCGAUGUAUAAUGACGAGGACGAUGAGAUGGAAGACGUUGAAGAUGUAGAAGAAGAAGAAGAAGACAGUGAACUGCAGCAGCAGAGGCAAGAAGAGGGAGGAGAGGAUGAUUAUGGAGUUAGGGUUGCAGAAGAAGAGUCAGCUGUAAACAGCGAUAGAAUGAUUGUCAGUGAAUCUGCUAAUUAUUCGACGCCGCCGGUUGAUGAUGAAAAUUUCACUCCAGAUAAGCUCAAAUUCGGGUCUUCCACUCCGCAGCCGCCCCAGGCUGUUGUUUCAACGUCGCCAAUGCUAUUACAAGAUAAUUCUGGUAGAAGAAGGGGGACGCUUGCGAUAGUUGAUUACGGUCACGACGAAGCCGCAAUGUCUCCAGAGGCUGAGGAUGGAGAAAUUGAAGAAUCUGGUCGUGUCACAUUUGGCGAUGAGCUUUUAGGCACCAAUGGUGAUUUUGAUAGAACAUCUCCCGGGACUUUUAGAGUUCCAACACCAAACAAUUUAGCCACUCCUCAAAUUUCUGAAUCACCACAUUCUGGUUCAAUGAACAACAUGAUACUGGAGUCUGAAACUGAAAAAGUUGAGGAAACUGUUGAAGAGGAGAAAAAAGAUAUCGAUCCUUUGGACAAGUUUCUUCCGCCACCACCAAAAGACAAAUGCUCAGAGGAGCUGCAAAGGAAAAUCAACAAGUUUCUUGAGUAUAAGAAAGCUGGAAAAAGCUUCAAUGCUGAAGUACGCAAUAGAAAGGACUACCGGAAUCCAGAUUUCUUAUUACAUGCUGUGAGGUAUCAAGAUAUUGACCAGAUUGGGUCUUGCUUCAGUAAGGAUGUGUUUGACCCGCAUGGAUAUGAUAAAAGUGACUACUAUAAUGAAAUAGAGGCUGACAUGAAACGUGAGAUGGAGAGGAAGGAGCUGGAAAGGAAGAAAAGUCCGAAGAUGGAAUUUGUUUCAGGAGGAACACAACCUGGUGGUACAGUUGUGAAUGCUCCUAAAUUAAAUAUACCUUUUUCAGGUGUUUCAGCUAUCGUUGGUAGUGGUCUACAUUCAGCAGCUUCUGCAUCUGAUGCCAUUCCUAGGGAUGGAAGACAAAACAAAAAAUCAAAAUGGGAUAAGGUAGAUGGUGAUAGAAGAAACCCAGUAAUUUCUGGUGGCUCAGAUGCAGCUAGUGCUCAUACAGCUUUACUAUCUUCUGCUAAUGUUGGCUCUGGAUACAUGGCUUUUGCGCAACAGAGACGGCGAGAGGCUGAAGAAAAAAGAUCCAGUGAGAGAAAGUUGGAUAGAAGAUCCUAGGAGCUAUGAAUUCUGUUCCAUAACAUUUAGUUCUAAACCAUUUUGAAAGGCUAGGGAAAUGGCCACAUUGUAGCUUUAUAUCUGUGACUCUAACCAUAUAUACGGUCAGAAUGAAAAUGUAAUACAUCAGUUACCGUUUGUUUCCUCU
This is a messenger RNA of Cucurbita pepo subsp. pepo (vegetable marrow), 1614 nucleotides long. Its product is annotated as transcriptional regulator family protein. Lineage: Eukaryota; Viridiplantae; Streptophyta; Magnoliopsida; Cucurbitales; Cucurbitaceae. Gene Ontology annotation, cellular component: nucleus. The record is from RefSeq and is a predicted model, not a curated record. Gene Ontology annotation, biological process: regulation of DNA-templated transcription.